Messenger RNA from Clonostachys rhizophaga, 585 nucleotides. NCBI's taxonomy places the organism in Eukaryota, Fungi, Ascomycota, Sordariomycetes, Hypocreales, Bionectriaceae. The record is from the annotation of a GenBank genome assembly.
AUGGAGACUCGCAGCUUCAGCGCCGGCGAUAACAAGAAGGAACAUCCUUACUAUGAGUCGCGUACAGAUGGGCAGUCUACAGAGUACACAACUACCUUCACUUCUGGGGCAACCUCUUCCAGAUCCUUCACCAUGGGUGUCGGAGUAGGCACACCUCCACUCAGCUCCUUACAGCAGCGACAUCAGCAUGAUAUUGGCUUCCGCAAUCAACUAGGAACUGCUUUGGAGGACACUGCACGUACAUCAAGGCGUACAGAGUCAACAACCACAACCUACAACGAGUCGCCUUCUGAAUUCAGGGAAAGGCAUCGCACGGCCCACGCAGAGGCUGAAAAGAGAUUCAAGAAGCAUAUGGAUCGAGAUUUUGCCAUUUUCUGCUGUUUUGCCCUUUUGGUUCUUGUUGUAGUUCUUGGUAGCUAUGUCUGGGGCAACUUUAGCGGAGGCGAGGCAGCCAGUAAUCAGGGAAGCCCGGCUGUUACACAUAAAAGCAGCAGCUGGGCGAUCUGGAUUCCUCUGGGCCCCCUUUGGGUGGGAUACGGAUCUGAAGGUUUUUUGUGGAGUUUCUCUUUGUCAUUCUCGUUUUGA